ACACACACACACACACACACACACCGAGCUUCAGUUAUGGCCCGCUUUAAUGUGCAGCAGCUUGUACUAGACCUGGACAUCAACUGGACGCCGGUGAUUGCAGCCACGGUUUGCGGGACAGGUGCAUUAUAUCUCUUCUUGAAAUGGAGAAAUAACCAGGAGAUUCAAAAGAAAAUACUAAACGCACGGAAAAGACGAGAUGCAUCUCUUCUACAGGCUGAACAAGCGGUGCAACAAUUCAAAAUGCAGAACCCAGACUUCGAGAGCAGCUCUAUAGUGUCUCUGUCUUUGCCUGAGCUCACUGGGAAACUCAAGGACGGCUCCCUGCAGCCAGACGCUGUGCUUUAUGCCUUAAUGGAAAAGGCUCUGGAGGUGAACAAGAAUCUGAACUGCAGCACUGAGUUCUUGAUGGAGUCUGUGGCGCAGCUGGAAGACAUCAAGACUCAGAAGAAAGGUCUUCUGUACGGCGUGCCCAUCAGCAUCAAGGACAACGUGUCAUAUGAGGGUCAUGACACUUCCUGUGGUGUGGUGAGUAAGUUGGGUCAGCCUGCGCUCGUGGACAGUGUGGUGGUUAAGGUGCUGAAGAAGCAGGGCGCGAUCCCGUUCAUCAAGACCAACAUACCACAAGGUCUUCUCAAUUAUGACUGCAGUAACCCCAUUUAUGGGCAAACCUUGAACCCCUGCAACCUUCAGAAGUCCCCUGGUGGUUCAUCCGGAGGGGAGGGAGCUCUGAUCGGAGGAGGCGGUUCUUUCCUAGGCAUAGGCACUGACAUUGCUGGGAGCAUUCGUAUCCCAGCAUCCUUCUGUGGCAUUUGUGGAUUUAAGCCCACAGCAAAGAGGAUAAGUUCUCGUGGAAUCAGUUCUUGCAUCAAAGGCCAGAAUUCAGUGUUGCCCUCUCUUGGACCUUUGGCAAGGGAUGUCGAGAGUUUGGCACUGUGUAUGCAGGCACUUCUCUGCCAGGACAUGUUCUCCUUAGAUCCCACCGUCCCUCCCAUACCAUUCAACCAAGAGGUGUAUGAGAGCUCAGAGCCCCUGAGGAUUGGUUAUUAUGAGAACGACGGGUAUCUGCAGCCGUCUCCGAGCAUGGCCAGGGCCUUCAGGGAGACUAAGGACCUGCUGGAGAGAGCGGGACACACGCUGGUUCCAUUCCAACCCCUGCGGCUUUACCACGUCUUCCAUGAGUUGGCUCUCAGAGGGGUCAUGGCUGACGGAGGUCGUACCUUCAUCAGUCAACUGAAGCCAAGCCCCAUUGACCCGUGUAUCCGCAAUCAGGACAUGAUAUUGAGCACUCCAGGCUUCAUAAUGAGGCUCAUUUCUUUUGUUCUCAAGCCUUUUUGUCCACGGAUGUCUGCAACCAUAGAUGCAACUCAUGGAGUUGGGUCUGUUGCAGAAUUAUGGAGAAUACAUGCAAAUAUUGAGGGGUACAUUCAGGAGGUGAUAGCAGAGUGGAGGAGACUGAAUGUGGAUGUUUUGUUGUGUCCCAUGCUUGGACCAGCCUACAACUUCACUUACUGCGGGAGACUCAACAGUGCUCUCAGUUACACCAGCCUGUACAACCUGCUGAACUUCCCUGCCGGGGUGGUGCCCGUGUCUGCUGUGACGGAGGAGGACGAGGCCCAGCUCAGUCAGUACACGGGUGUCCAUGGGGACAUGUGGGACAAACUCUUCGUUAAGGCGGUGAAGGGUGGCGUUGGUCUCCCGGUGACAGUGCAGUGUGUGUCUCUGCCGUGGCAGGAUGAAAUGUGUUUGCGCUUUAUGAGAGAGGUGGAACAGCUCACAGCCAAGAACAAACUCACCAGGAAAUAUUAAUGACUGAAAUUCUGCUGUGUAUGUUUGUGGGCUGCUAACGGUUCAGUUCCAUGUGAGUUAUGAGCAGGCCUACACUGAAUCUGCGACCGCAGAAACAUUGACUGAUUCUACAAGUUCUAUCUUAUAAGUUCUAGGUAACUCACAAAUCCUAUACGUUGUUCAUUAAAAACGUAACUGAUAUGAUUGUUUUCAGUUAAGAACAAGUUCUGCUGUGCGUUAAGGUUUUGGAAGAAAGAAUGGUACCAUAACGUUUAUUUACUAUAUAUUUUUUUCAUUGUUAAAAUACUUUUUCUUAUUUCAGAUUAAUAUCCUGAAAUUACUAUAAGUGAGCCAUUCAUAAUUGUUUGUCUUUGUCUUUAGAUUUUGUAAUAACAUUUUGGUGAUCGCCGCUGAAAUUUCAGACCUUUAAUAAAUAACAACUCUCAAUCAUUCUUCACUA
This is a messenger RNA of Cyprinus carpio (common carp), 2248 nucleotides long. Its product is annotated as vitamin D3 hydroxylase-associated protein-like. Gene Ontology annotation, biological process: fatty acid catabolic process. The record is from RefSeq and is a predicted model, not a curated record. NCBI's taxonomy places the organism in Eukaryota, Metazoa, Chordata, Actinopteri, Cypriniformes, Cyprinidae. Gene Ontology annotation, molecular function: amidase activity; fatty acid amide hydrolase activity.